Molecule: messenger RNA, 678 nt
Organism: Procambarus clarkii (red swamp crayfish)
Lineage: Eukaryota; Metazoa; Arthropoda; Malacostraca; Decapoda; Cambaridae
Source: RefSeq, a predicted model, not a curated record
CAUAGAAAUGAUAAUCAAUUACCCACCUUUCACUGCGUCUUGGACACUAACGACAUUCAAGCACUCUACCAACUUCCAACAGACCUGGUUGCAACAAGAACUUCCAUCCCACAUCUCUGUGUAGCCACACGCCACAGCUGUGUAGCCACACGCCACAACUGUGUAGCCACACGCCGCCGCUGUGUAGCCACACGCCACUGCUUCGUGCAGGUGCUAACGGCAGCCACCACGGAGGAGGGGCGCCAAGUCCUGGUGAUUAAAGUCACAGUCUCCGAUGAACCCAAGACAAAGAUCUGGAUCGAAACUGGUAUCCAUGCUCGUGAAUGGAUCUCUCCUGCCGUCUCUAUGUAUAUCCUGAACCUGCUGAUUACAGACGAGUCUUGGCGAGACCUGCUGAAGAGGACGGAGUGGUACAUCGUGCCUGUCGUCAACCCGGACGGCUAUCAUUACACCUUCACCUCCGAGAGUGCUAGGCUGUGGAGAAAGAAUCGCCAGACCCUCCUUGAUAGAGGGUGCAAAGGCGUGAGCCUGAUCCGUGACUUGGACUUGGAAUGGAGCUUCAGCCCUACAUUCGACAGUGUAGUGAGACUUACAAAGGCGUCACACCCUUCACUGAACCAGAAACCCAAGGUCUCCAAGCAAUCAUGGAAACAGUGGGUGGCAUUGACCUGUUCAUAG